AUCUGCAUCACCGUUUCCCUACCGGGGCUUUUUCCCAGACUCAUGGAGCUUUUGCCCAUCCUCAGCCCAGAAGACACACCUAGAGAAAAGCAAUGGUAUGCUCUGAUGCCCCGAGGUGAACCUCCUGGGCUGAGCGUCGGUCACACCUGCACGUUCAUGCCUUCAGGUAGCGGAGGAAGAGGACGGAUCGUUAUUGUCGGUGGGGCCAAUCCGAGCGGCAGCUUUUCACACUCCUCCCUUAUAAACCUCGAUAGUUACGAGUGGAACUUUCCAGACUGGGCAGGUCUGCAGGCAAGAUAUGAACACUGCAGCUUUGUGUCGGAGAGCGAUCCUGAGAGCCUGUGGGUGUUCGGAGGAGCUGAACAGAGCGCUAAACGAGACUGCAUCCAGGUUUUACACACCACAGACAGUGUAGAAUGGAAGACAGUAGAGGUGAAAGGGACACGACCGAGCCCGAGGACGUACCACACUAACUCGGCGUGUGUCAGAGACAGACUGUUCGUCUUCUCUGGUGGAGACACAGGGGCCGUGCCGGUGAAGGACCCUCAGGUGCAUGUCUUCGACACAGCCACCCACACGUGGUCCCAGCCAGAGGUCAAAGGUAAGCCUCCAGCGCCACGGCAAGGUCACGUGAUCGUAGCCGUCGGAUCUGUCAUCUACAUCCACGGAGGGAUGUCAGGAGAGACGUUUCACUCCGACAUGUUCUCUCUGGACACAGAGAGUAUGACGUGGGAGCGGGUGAAGGCGAAAGGAGACGUUCCUCCAGGAACAGCAGCUCACGCCGUCGUGGCUUUGCAGAGGAACGUUUAUAUUUUCGGAGGACUGACAGCAGACGGAGCGACUAAUGCCAUGUACAAGUUUCAGAGUGACAAACAGCGCUGGACUCUGAUGAAGUUUAAAGGUGACCUUCCGCCUAACCGACUCGAUCACUCCAUGUGCGUGCUACCGUGGCGGGACGGGAUAGAUGCCAGCGGCGGGGAGAACGCACAGAGCUGUGACGGGGAAAGCAAGCAUCUGUGCUUUGUGUUUGGAGGCAUGGACACUCAGGGUAUAAUUUUCAACGACUGUCUAGUAACAGUGAUAAAAACAUAACACUCUUUAAAUAGCACUGUAUAAAAUUUUUUACUUUGAACUAAACCCAGAUCUAAACAAGUGUGAAAAUUGAAGAAUUUCAUGGGUAAUGUAAUUAAAUGUAAGAAGUUGUUGGCUGUUAAACCUUUAAAAAAAAAAUAGUU
Messenger RNA from Clarias gariepinus (North African catfish), 1235 nucleotides. It is a transcript of the gene rabepk, whose product is annotated as Rab9 effector protein with kelch motifs. The transcript has 7 exons. Gene Ontology annotation, molecular function: protein binding. Lineage: Eukaryota; Metazoa; Chordata; Actinopteri; Siluriformes; Clariidae. Bases 43 to 1092 code for a protein of 349 amino acids. The record is from RefSeq and is a predicted model, not a curated record.